This is a messenger RNA of Anthostomella pinea, 819 nucleotides long. The record is from the annotation of a GenBank genome assembly. Lineage: Eukaryota; Fungi; Ascomycota; Sordariomycetes; Xylariales; Xylariaceae.
AUGUCCCCGGGUUACGACCCCGUUGCUGCUUGCAUCGGCCGAGCCUCCGUAUCAGGCUGUUUCACCCGUCUCGCAGUCCUUUCGGCGCAAGUGACCACUCGCGCGGGACCAAGGAUCAAACGGGAACUGUAUACCGCCGCGGGUCUGCCCGAAGUCUAUGUGAACGAUACACCAUCGCCGCACCGAGCGGCGUACCGAUAUAGUAGGGAGGUGCGGACAAAAACAGGCGAUUUCUUGGGGAGAUAUCAGAGCUCACAGCUCAAGUCCGCUUCUGGCUGUGGGAGAGCCAAACCCGACAUUGGACUGGGCGACACUAAUCACGGCAGUCAGACAGGGCCAAGACACCCAGUAAAGCUUAAAUCAAAUGCCGUUGUGAUAGACAGUAAGGAGCUGUCGUGGCUCCUAGAGCUCGAUAUAGUGCGCCUAUCAAAGCUACCAACUGUCACCGUCAUCGUCAUCGUCACCGUCACCGUCGCAUUGAAGCGCAGCAUGUCCCAGCGCACUGACGCCGCAAACGGAUUGUUGGGACGAACAGGUAUCCAGGGAACGUGGCACGGCGUUGUUGGCGAUACCGCGAGAGAAGCUGACCCAUCAGGCUCUCUCGGAUUUCUCUCGAAGGCGUUUGAGAAGGUUCGCCAAGAAGCGUUUGGCAUCGAGUCUGCAUCGUUAGGUGAGCAGAGGUGCAUAUUUCGUGCGGGUUAUACUGGCGGAGGAUGGCGCGUCGUCGAAGGCAGAUUGGGAGGCUUGUCUGCUUCCAUCAUCGGCGUCGCAUUCCGCCAGUCCGCUCGCAGCCUCCCGCCGCAUCAAGAAGGUCGCUAA